This is a messenger RNA of Solanum tuberosum (potato), 3166 nucleotides long. RefSeq names its product leucine-rich repeat receptor-like protein kinase PXC1. Lineage: Eukaryota; Viridiplantae; Streptophyta; Magnoliopsida; Solanales; Solanaceae. The coding region runs from base 1 to 2913 and encodes 970 amino acids. Gene Ontology annotation, molecular function: ATP binding; protein kinase activity. The record is from RefSeq and is a predicted model, not a curated record. Gene Ontology annotation, biological process: protein phosphorylation. The transcript has 5 exons.
AUGUCGGUUAAGGGACGGGUAGGAAAUUCAUAUAGUAGUGACUCCUUGUAUGGGCUCAAGCAGGCAUCUAGGCAAUGGAAUAUCAAGCUCACUGAGGUUUUGUUGGCAGCAGGCUAUUCUCAGAGUGUUCAUGAUCAUUCCUUGUUCAUUAGAAAGGAGGGAACUGAUCUAGAAGGGAUUCUAGUAUAUGUGAAUGAUCUUUUGAUCACUGGGAAUAGCUCUUACAUGAUUCAAGAAGCUAAAGUCAGGAAAUAUGCACUCCAACUUAUUUCAGAAGCUGGUCUAAGUGGAGCUAAGGCAGUGAGUACUCCCUCAGAAUUCAAUCACAAGCUUACCAGUGUGGAAUAUGAUCAACACACUCGUAGCUCAAAUGAUCCAGAACUCGAAGAUAUUACAGCUUAUCAGGGGUUGAUUGAUAAAUUGUUGUAUCUGACAAUUACUAGACCUGAUAUUUGUUUUAGUGUGCAAAGAUCCCCACGCGUUGGAGUUUUGCUCAAGAGAGGAACAAAGCUCACUGGAUAUUGUGACUCAGAUUGGGCCUCAUGUCCUAAUACAAGACGAUCAGUCACUGGUUACAUGGUAAAACUUGGAGAUUCCUUGGUUUCCUGGAAGUCAAAGAAGCAGCAGACAGUCAACAGAAGCUCAGCUGAGGCAAAAUAUAGAAGUUUAGCAUCCCUUGUUGCAGAAUUGGUUUGGUUGGCAGGAUUGCUUAAAGAAUUGCACUGUCCAGUUGUCAAUCCUAUCUUAGUGUUUACGGAAAUUUUUAACCGCAAUCAUCAUCUACACUAUACACAAAUUCAACUCUUUUGUUCCUUAAAUUCAACUUUGUGUUUUUUUGUUCUCUUCCUAACUUCCCGCGCUUUAUGCCAUAAACCCAAAAAAAUGAACCGUUUUUUCUCCUUCAUUCUCCUCCUCACACUUCUCAUCUCCGCCGUGACCGCCGCCGUAACCGCCACCGGCGACGGCAACGACACCGCCGCACUCCUCCUCUUUCAGUCCCAAACUGACAUCCACGGCACUCUCCUUCACAAUUGGACACUUCCGGUGAACUCCACCACCGCCUGCACAGCUCAAUGGCUUGGUGUAAAAUGCAUAAACAACCGUGUCUCCGCCGUAAUUCUCCCGUCGUUCAAUCUCCGGGGACCCAUUACUGCUCUCUCUUCUUUACCCUUACUCCGCCUUCUCGACCUCCGUAACAAUCGCCUUAACGGAACCCUCACACCCAUUACCCAAUGUACUAAUCUUAAGCUCAUUUACCUCUCCGGCAACGAUUUCUCCGGCGAAAUUCCGCCGGAAAUUUCUUCUCUCCGUCGUCUCCUCCGCCUUGACGUUUCAAAUAACAACCUUGAAGGUUCAAUUCCGACCCAGAUUGCGAAUUUGACCCGAUUACUCACACUUCGUUUACAGAACAAUGAACUUUCUGGAACAAUCCCAAAAUCCCUAAAUUCUCUUCAAAAUCUUAAAGAAUUGAACUUUUCGAAUAAUGAGCUUUAUGGGUCUGUUCCAAAUGGUUUAUAUAAUCAUUUUGGUGAAAAUAGCUUUGAUGGAAAUGAGGGUUUAUGUGGAAUUGGAAAUUUACCUCAAUGUUCAUAUACAGGGGAAAUAGUUCCUUCAAACCCUAGCUCUUUGCCUACAACCUCCACUGCAACAAUCGAAGAACCCCACGAAAAAUCGCGAAAAGGGUUGAGUAGAGGAGGGGUAGUAGCAAUAGUGAUGGUGAAUGUGGUGGCAUUGUUAGUUGUAGUGUCAUUUAUGGUAGCAUAUUACUGUGGGAAGUAUUCAAGAACUCAGAGUUUUUCAAUGUCAGGAAGUGAGUGUGGGAAGAGGAGGAGUAGUUAUUCGAGCGAAAAACGAGUUUACGCUAAUAACAAUGGUGGUGGUGGUGGUGAUAGUGAUGGUACAACAGCUACUGAUAGAAGUAAACUCGUGUUUUUCGAUAGGAGGAAGCCAUUUGAGCUUGAGGAAUUGUUAAGAGCAUCAGCUGAGAUGCUUGGUAAAGGGUGUUUAGGUACUGUUUAUAAGGCAGUUCUUGAUGAUGGGAUUACAGUUGCUGUAAAAAGAUUGAAAGAUGCAAAUCCAUGUCCAAGAAAGGAGUUUGAACAGUAUAUGGAUGUUAUUGGAAAGCUUAAGCAUCCAAAUAUGGUGAAACUUAGAGCUUACUAUUAUGCCAAGGAAGAAAAAUUGCUUGUUUAUGACUACUUGCCUAAUGGGAGUUUGCAUUCACUUCUUCAUGGAAACAGAGGACCAGGUAGAAUUCCAUUGGAUUGGACAACAAGGAUUAGCUUGGUGCUAGGGGCAGCUAGAGGGCUUGCUCACAUUCAUGAAGAGUAUGCAGAUUCAAGAAUCCCACAUGGGAAUGUGAAAUCAUCUAAUGUGUUGCUUGACAAAAAUGGUGUGGCUUGUAUAUCUGAUUUUGGGUUGUCAUUGCUUUUGAAUCCUGUUCAUGCCAUAGCUAGAUUAGGAGGAUACAAAGCGCCCGAACAAUCUGAAAUCAAGAGGCUAUCUCAAAAAUCUGAUGUUUAUAGCUUUGGUGUACUGUUAUUGGAAGUGCUCACUGGUAAAGCUCCCUCAGAGUACCCUUCACCGACUAGGCCUCACGAUGAGGAGGAAGAAUUGCCAGUGGAUUUGCCUAAAUGGGUUCGAUCAGUAGUAAGGGACGAGUGGACUGCUGAAGUGUUUGAUCAAGAACUGUUGAGGUACAAAAACAUUGAGGAGGAAUUGGUGUCAAUGCUACAUGUAGCCAUGGCAUGUGUAGUGCCACUACCCGAAAAAAGGCCUACUAUGGUUGAAGUUGUUAAGUUGAUUGAGGAGAUUAGAAUUGAACAAUCUCCAUUAGGUGAAGAUUAUGACGAAUCGCGCAAUUCUCUUUCCCCCUCCCUAGCCACCACUGAAGAUGGACUCCCCGGUUACUAAUUUUCGAUCAUCGUGGCAUUGAUGUUUCAUAGUCCUAGUAGUAUAUGUUCAAAUUUGCAGCAUCUUACUGCAAAUUGGGAAGUUCAAAAGCUAUGGACUUAUGUUUAGUAGUUAUUUGAUUGCUUUGUGUUAUUCCAAAUUACUGCACUUUUGAAAAAUCUGAUGAUCCAACAAGCAUAUAAGAAGUGCAGCAAUCAGUCCAUUAUGUUUUUUUUUAAUGUAAUGUAAUGUAAUGUUAAUUCUUUGUAUUUAA